AUGAAAGGGCCCCAUCAUCCCUACUAUUCCGAGGAUGAAUUAACGCCAUUCAUAACGUCUUCAUUUGCUCUUUCUUCUUAUCUAUCUAUCUAUCUAUCUAUCUAUCUAUCUAUCUAUCCUACGUACAUUCUUUCAUUAUCUAAGGCCCUACAUCUAUCUAUCUAUCUAUCUAUCUAUCUAUCUAUCUAUCUAUCUAUCACACUUCCUUUUUCCAUCUAUCCAUCCAUCUAUCCAUCUAUCUAUCUAUCUAUCCAUCCAUCCAUCCCACGUACAUUCUUUCAUUAUCCAACGCCCCACAUCUAUCUUAUCUAUCUAUCCAUUCAUCCAUCCAUCUAUCCAUCCAUCUAUCUAUCUAUCUAUCACACUUCCUUUUCUAUCCAUCUAUCUAUCUAUCUAUCUAUCUAUCCAUCACACACACUUCUUUUUAUCUAUCUAUCUAUCUAUCUAUCUAUCUAUCUAUCUAUCUAUCUAUCUAUCACACACUUCCUUUUCUAUCUAUCUAUCUAUCUAUCUAUCUAUCUAUCUAUCUAUCUAUCUAUCUAUCAAUCUAUCUAUCUGAGUUUGGCCACAUUUUUCCUACAAAAUAUUCUUACGUAUCUAUCCUUCACCACCUCUGACACACUAUCUAUCUCACACAUUCCGUUUUUCUUUCUUUCCCCCACUUCCUUUUCUCUUUUCCCUCUAUUUCUCUAUAUAUCCGGAAAUGCAUGA
Messenger RNA from Acanthosepion pharaonis, 711 nucleotides. The record is from the annotation of a GenBank genome assembly. NCBI's taxonomy places the organism in Eukaryota, Metazoa, Mollusca, Cephalopoda, Sepiida, Sepiidae.